AUGGCUCCCAUUUCCGCCAACCAGAAACUCAAAGACCCCAAGAACAAGAAGCAAGAUCUUUCCAGGGCCUCGAGCAUCUCCAAGCCAGAGCCUGAGAGCCCUGUGUCAGAUGCGAAUGGCAACGAGAAUCCUUACUUGAAGGACCUGCAAAAGUAUGUGAGCUGGAGCUUGCGAUCGCGUGAGCUUGCCGCUUCGGCUCUGACCUUCGAGCUAUGGAUUCCAGACCAAAACAUCUCAUUGAAACAGAAUGCCACCUCCAAAGUCGAUACGAUCCUCGCCGAGAACCCGGACAAGUCCCUCGAUGAACUCGUCGCUGAAAAGAAGAUCAAUGCCGACCAGAAGGCUCAGGCGCUGAAGAAACCUUCUCUCCAGGCUACCAUUUCCCAGAUCGAAGAGCAGAUUGGCCACUACAAACAGUUUGCCGCCCAAUGCGAGGAACGGCUGGCGAGCCAGAAGGCUGCGUUGGAGAAGACCCAUCGCGAAGAGCUGGAUGUUGUGCGCGGAAACGCCAUUGCCGACGCGACUGAAGCUGGCACAAAGGUGCUGCGGGAGCGACUUCUGACUCUGAGUAAAUUCCUGUGCGCGGCGGCGAAUAUGCGACGUGAUGGUGACGCCGAGUCCCUCGAGAGUCGUGCAUUUGAGGGCGUUCUUUUCCAGGUCUACGGUGGCUCCCAGGAUGCUGUCAAUGCCAUGGUGAAGUUGAUCGAUGGUGCGGACGAGAAGGUUCUGGGCGUCGAAGGAGAAACGCUGGAGCUCAACUAUGGCGACGUGAAACAAGCAUCGAACAAGUAUGCGCCCGUCGAGGAGACCCCGUCGGAGCCCACUACGGCAACAGUCACCUCGGACCCGACUCUGGCCAACGCGGGCCUCACCGAGCUUCAGGAUACUUCGAUUGGUGGCGAGGCUGCAAUCACUGCCAAUGUCGCACCCAGUGCCACCGCGCAAACUGACCAGGUGGCCCCGCCUGCCCAGACCCUGGUGUCGGAUGCUGCGAACCCUGUGGCGGAGUCGACUUACAAUCCUAAUUCGUUCACUUCGUCGGCAACUACCAACGGCUUGGUCGAGAUCCCUCGUGACCCCGCAGAGACCGACACUGGCCUUCAAGCUACUCCGGCAACUGUGGACAUGGGAAUGAAGAACAACCCGACCGCCGCUGAGGCGUCGGGUCACGGUGCGCAGGGUGCUGGCUCCAAAGCCCAGUCCGGGGGACGGGGCCGCGGUGGACGUGGACGCGGACGUGGCGAAGGAUUCCGCGGUCGGGGUCGUGGUGAUUUCCGGGGUCGUGGACGUGGUGGACGUGGUGGCCGCGGACGCGGUGGAAGAAACAGCCCGGCGGGAGAAGCACCCGCAGCCGACAACCAGUGA
Messenger RNA from Penicillium alfredii, 1365 nucleotides. RefSeq lists its product as uncharacterized. The transcript is spliced from 3 exons. Bases 1 to 1365 code for a protein of 454 amino acids. The record is from RefSeq and is a predicted model, not a curated record. Lineage: Eukaryota; Fungi; Ascomycota; Eurotiomycetes; Eurotiales; Aspergillaceae.